Helianthus annuus (common sunflower) is the source of this 1044-nucleotide messenger RNA. RefSeq lists its product as uncharacterized. Lineage: Eukaryota; Viridiplantae; Streptophyta; Magnoliopsida; Asterales; Asteraceae. The coding region runs from base 1 to 1044 and encodes 347 amino acids. The transcript has a single exon. The record is from RefSeq and is a predicted model, not a curated record. Gene Ontology annotation, molecular function: protein binding.
AUGACCCGAAAACAGAAGAAACUCAGGACUUCUGACAAUGAUGAUUUGGAAUCAUGGUCAAACCUUAACCCUGAUCUGUUGUUGUUAAUAAUGAUGCACAUGGGAGUUUUUGAUUUCAUAGCUUUCAGUGGUGUCUGCAAGUCAUGGAGGUCGGUUGCAAUCUCAAACUGGAAUAAAUUUAUGGUGUCCAAACAACCCAUGUAUUUAUCCAUCUCUACUCAUUCAUAUAAAAAAGACUGUUAUUUAGAGGACUAUAGGAGAAGAAAGCUGAAGACCAUCAUUCCCCAUUCUGUGGGCAGGAGGUGUGUUGGAAUAACUUGUGGUUACUUGAUUUUUUUCGGGAGGAAAGCCAGAGAUUUCUGGCUUGUGAAUCCCUUCACAAGGAAAGAACUUCAUUUCCCUGGUUUCCCAUUCCCGUCUGAUGUAACUAAUCAUCUAAAACGAGUCAAGUGUAUUCUUGUGUUUUCACCAUCAAUGUUUGGGUGGGUGCUUGUAAUCUCAAGAAAAUAUUCCCGUACAAUAUCUUUCUCUUUAGCUGGUGAACAAGCCAUAUGGAGAUCUAUUUCUUCCAAUUUCUCUAUCCUUGAUUUUCACUUUUUCAAGGGGAAGAUAUAUAUGAUAAGCCAAUUCAAUCAUUUAUGGGAACUAAGACUUCAUGAUCCAGAGCCUGCCUUGGCCCUACGCAUAAUGAAGAAUUACCCGUGGCCAUACCUUUGGGAACUGGAAUUUGUAAGUUCAGGUGAAAACCUCUAUCUGAGGCAUAUGAGAGGAGAUGCGUUUGAUGCUAUUGAAGUUGAUCUUGAUGAAAUGAAAUGGGUGAAUUCGGAAAGGACGACGAUAGGAGAACAUGCAGUUUUUUCAAGUGACUUCAAGUGUGAUGCUGCUAUUAAACCCGAUACGUGGACCCACCCUUGGACACGAUACGAGAAAAUUAAUUUCUUUAAAAGUAAGAGAUCGGGCAAGUGUUUAACUAGCAAGAUGUGGUAUUUCCCUCAUGAUUGCUUGAUUGACAAUGACUCUGGUCAGUUUCCUCCUUCUCUUUAG